GCGCGCUCCGCCAAUACGCGCCGGGUGGGCGGAGCGGGGGACCCGGGGGUUGGAGGUUUAAACAUGGCAGAAGAGGUAGAGCGGGAGAUGAGGCUCUUCACCCAGCGGAUCUUCAAGGGGACCCCGGACCUCAGCGUCCUGUCCCAGUCUGUAGUGCGCUCCAAGUUCCUGGCUCAUUGUGGCCGAUCCUCGCUGACUGCGGAGGAGCGCCUGAAACUCAAGAAGAUAGUGGAGGAAGAGCUCCUGAAGAUGCAGGAGGAGGAUGCCAGUGACGAUGAGCCUCUGAUUAAAGUGAAGAAGAGAGCGCGGCAAGACAGCGGAGACGCUGUAGCGGGGAGCAAGGAGCCGCCUGGGAAGAGGAGGAAACCACUAGAUGACAUCGAGUCAGAAGAGGACUCCGGGAUCGAGCAGAGAGAAGUCAAGAGAUUGUCCAGCAGUUCCCCAGAAGCUCCAACUUCCAAAACGGGGAAAGGGACCAAGAAAGAGACCCCACAGAAACAGGAACAAGCAAGACAAAGGGAAGGCAGUGACAGUGAUGUCCAAGAGGUCCUGCCUGAAGAAGACACAACGAGCAAGAGUAAGGUAAAACAGAAAACCGGGCCGCUAAAGCCAUCGGCAAGAAAAGGUGCGGGAAAGGUUAAGGACUCUGAAUUGAGCAGCGACGAGGAGACUGCUGCACCCAAGAAGAAGCUGGACGUGGAAUCGGAUAGUGAGGAUGAAGACCUCCGUGAAAACAAAAAGAAGUCUCUGGACUCAGACAGCGAUGGAGCGAAGCAUAAGAAGGGGGUGCAGAGUGAAGAUUCUGACAGCGAGGAAGAAAUGACACUUUCCAACCUCAAGAACUUACAAGCAAAGAGGAAUGAGAGGUCCACAGAUGGCGGGAAUGAGCCGCAGAAAAAGGGCGGCACCAAACAAAAGCCCAAACAAGCUGCUGCCAAGUCAGGGAAGAGACCGGGGAAGCAAGAAACUGACAGUGAAAGUGAAGAAGAAGAAGAGGAGAGCACCAUCAAGAGAGAGAUGAAGGGGAAGGGUAAGAAAGACAGCGAUGAAGAGGAUCUUGGAGCGAAGAAAACAAAAGGUGGACAGAAAAGAGAGAGCGAUAGUGAGGAGGCGAGUCCAACCAAGAGAAGGAUGAAGACGACCGCACUAAAGAAAGCAAACGCACUUAAAGCAAAAAACAUGGCGGGCAGUGCGGCCAAAAGGAACCCAAAGAUGGCCAUGUCAAAGAAAGAGAUCGACAGUGAGGAGGAGUGGUGUUCUCCCAAGAGGAAAAUAAAGAAGACCGCCUCAAAGAAACCGAAUAAUAGCAAGAAGAAAGAAGAGAGUCCGGCCAAGAAGAUGCCAAGGAAGGCCGUGUCAAAGAAACAGAGCGACAGCGAGGAGGAAGAGAGUCCAGCCAAAGACAGUGACAGCGAGGAGGAGGAAGACCAUGCGGUCAAGCCUGCAUCAUCAAAGAAGACCAGUGACAGCGAGGAAGAGAGCGAUAGUGAGACAGACGAGGAUGACAAGAGCACCGUUAAAAAAGGAUCAAAGAAGGAGACUGGCAGUGAGGGGGAAAAGAGUUCUCAAAGAGGGAAAAAAAGAGCGAGUGGUAGCGAGGGGGACGACAGCGAGGACAAGAAGGGCCCCCAAAAAAAAUUAGCCACGCAAAGCGGCAAACCGGUCAGUAAGAAAAAAACAGCCGAUGAUGAUAAAGAGAAACGUGGAAAGGAUAAGAAAGCAUCUCAGGAGAGCGAUUCCCAGGAUAGCGACGAGGAGAAAGGCGAGGAUAAGGGAAAGAAGGACAAAGAUGACGGAGACAGCGAUUUGUCUGAUGCGUCCGAAGACGGCAAUGAAGACAAAAAUGCGAAGAAGCAGAGUAAGAGCACCUCUAAAGAAGACCACCCAUCUGUCACCCGGCUGAAGCGAUACAUCCUGACCUGCGGGACUCGGAGGAACUACAAGAAGCUGUUUCAGAACUGCCGUUCGGUGAAGUCAAUGGCGGAGGUGCUGAAGAAGGAGCUGGAGGACCUGGGGGUGAAAGGAAAGCCGACUCUGGAAAAGUGCCGUGUCGUACGGCUGAAGAGGGAAGAGGCGGCUGAGCUGGCGGAACUGGACACCAGUAACAUCAUCGCCACGGCAGGUGAGACUCAAAGUCCUUCUACCAAUUUGUUCCAGAACGGCAAUGUGCAUUUCCGAAGUGAUCACAAGGUGCUGUCAAGGCAUCGAGGAGUGAUUGUUAAGUGUCUCCAGCGCCCCCGCAAGAAGAAGCCCAUGGACUGGUCCGGUUUAAAGGGUAUUAUCAGCGAUGACGCGGACAGCGAAUAAUAACGUUCUCUGCCUCU
This is a messenger RNA of Nanorana parkeri, 2324 nucleotides long. It is a transcript of the gene HIRIP3, whose product is annotated as HIRA interacting protein 3. The transcript is spliced from 9 exons. The record is from RefSeq and is a predicted model, not a curated record. Lineage: Eukaryota; Metazoa; Chordata; Amphibia; Anura; Dicroglossidae. Gene Ontology annotation, cellular component: nucleus. Bases 64 to 2307 code for a protein of 747 amino acids.